AUGAGUUCUAAACAAAGCAAUGCUUCUGCUUCCAAGAAGAUACGAAUGACAAUGGCUUGUGAACGUUGCAGGUCUAAAAAAGUGAAGUGCGACUUUGCUCAUCCUCAGUGCGCUAGGUGUCAACAAGCAAAAGUUGAAUGCUCUUAUGACGGCAGUGCUACCCAAAUCGAUUUAUUUAAUUUGGUCAAACUAAACGAGACGGUCGAUUUGCUGCAAAAACGAGUUCAGUCAAUUGAAUCAGACAUUAAAGAUGUGUGCAGUAAUACACAGUAUGUUGCCAACGAAAUCAGGGUGAAUCGAGAAUCUUCGACCGAAAAGAAGGAAAAAGAAGUAGAAACAGUACUACAGCCUGCAUUGAGGACAAGUACGAAUAAUAUGAGUAGACUCAUGGCUGCACCCAGCGCACAAUGGUCUUUAUCGCUCACACCAAAAGGACUUCGCAUAGAUACAAACAUUGCAUCAUUGCAUGAUCUUUACGACAUUCUAUUAUCUGGUGUAUCUCAACUUGAUUUUGCAUCGUCAUCGUCUUCGUCCAAUAUGCCGGACACAAACAGUCUUGAGACAUCCUCACAAUCUUCUUCCAGUACAAAUGGUACCGAAAACACUCGUCUCGAUAAUGCUACUUUAAGGAAAAAGAAUUCGCUGUGGAAGACGAGAAUCAAAGCGUUUCCUUUGUAUAGCUCUUGGGAUCCUGAAAAUGUUUGUACAAAACAACAAGAUAGUGACAUCAAAGCAAUCGAAAAAAUGCCUAAAGAAGUAUUUACACGCAUGAUUUCUAUUUUUGGAGAAUGCUUUCUAUGCUUGCCCUGUUACGAUCCGAACAAUUCAAUCGCCCUUCGAUUCGAGAACGGUACACUAGACCCUUUACUAGCAAAUUCUGUUUUUGCUUGGACAGCACGACAUGCUGCUAUUUACCAUGACUUGUUUCCUGGCAAGGACCCUAAUCAAGUAGGCCAUGCGUUUUUUCUUAAGGCAAAGUCUCUAGUAAAAGAACGAUUUAUGAAGACAAGUGUGGAUACAAUGAAUAGUCUGUUGAUCAUGUAUAUUUAUGCUAUUGGAAUUCCCAGCAAACACAAGACCGAAGUCGAAUCAGAGGCUUAUAUUUACCUGGGCCUAGCGAUACGUAUGUGCCUUGACCUCAAGAUGAACAUGGAGUCCAAGAGCGAUAAUCCCUUUGAAAGAGAAAGUCAUCGUCGCUUCUUUUGGUCCCUCUUCUUCUUGGAGACAUUAGGCUCAAUCCAUUCUGAUAGACCAUUUUCUCUUCCUCCUAGAAACCAAAUUACAGUUGGUUUUCCCACAGUGAUGAAACACGAAGAAAGUGGAGAGAAAAGGUACCGAGUCGAGUUCAUGAUACAAAGGUACAAAAUCACACGUAUCUAUCGAAACAUUAUCUACAAGACGACCGAAGAAAAGCCUUUACUUUCUCAGAUAUCUGCUAUUGAUAAAGAACUCGAAGAAUGGCAUAAAACACUACCCUCUUACUUUCAAUAUAAGCAAGGUGAUAUACAUAGAAGAAACUGGGCUUCUACUUCGUUUAGAGAACAAGCUUGUAUCAAACUGAAUUGUGAAUAUUACUUUCAACUAUCUCAACUUUACAGCCAGUUUUUUUCCAAGUGUACACAAGAAGAAAAUUCUACAAUUGAAGUGUUAUCCAGGGACAUAUGCCUAAAAGCAGCAAGUAACACGGUCGAGCUAUUAGAGUGUUGGGUACAAUUAAAGCAGUUGUGGUGUCAUUUUUCUCUUGAAAAUUUAAUGAUGGCAACCUCCAUCUACGGGAGCAUCUUGUCUGAACCAAAUAGAAAUCAGCGGGAAAUUGCACAAAAAAACUUAGAAAAAACUGCAAAAAUCUUGGCUACUUCUCCAGUCCGACACCAAAAAUAUGUAGUAACGCUAGUCGCUCGAAUCAAAGCUAUCUUGAAAGAGGCUUUGGAUAUAGAUUUGGUGAUAGAAAAAACUCCCUUAGCUGGGACUGUCUCUAAACUUUGUGUUCAUUCAGAUGUGCCUAUCAUGUCUACCAGUGAAUUCCCAAUAGCUCAUAUCUCAUUAGGAGCUAAUCCACUUAACCCAAAAAAAUUUGAACCUACCACCAUUCCUUCAACAACAUCUGAUUUCGAGAUGCAUAAACCCGAUCAUUUCUCACAAGACAUGCACUUUUCUGAUUUUGUUUAUACACCCACUAUUCUUGACUAUGGAAUGGGCAACAAUAAUUUAAUGAUUCCAAGAGAAUAUGUCCAACAAGAACACUCAUUCUCUUCACCAUACAACCCUCAAGGCUAUAGUCCUCACGCAAUGACUUCGUCUCCUCAACCUAAUACAAAUAUGCCAUUUCAUCCACCACCACCACAAUUACCACUUCCACCUUCAUGGGUACAAGUUAAUUCAACCCCUCAACCAGUUAUGUUGGAGCGCUCUCAAGAAGGUUAUUAUUCACCGCAUCAUCUGAGUCAAUCUUCUCAACCAUCUGAUCGAAUCAAAAACUAUUACAAUCAAAAUAGUUAUGAUGGACCUUAUUACCGUUAA
This is a messenger RNA of Gilbertella persicaria, 2520 nucleotides long. RefSeq lists its product as uncharacterized. NCBI's taxonomy places the organism in Eukaryota, Fungi, Mucoromycota, Mucoromycetes, Mucorales, Choanephoraceae. The record is from RefSeq and is a predicted model, not a curated record. Gene Ontology annotation, biological process: DNA-templated transcription; regulation of DNA-templated transcription. Bases 1 to 2520 code for a protein of 839 amino acids. The transcript has 4 exons. Gene Ontology annotation, molecular function: DNA-binding transcription factor activity, RNA polymerase II-specific; zinc ion binding; DNA binding.